UCAAUCAUUACUCUGAAGUUCUCACUGAGAUAAAAUAUCUAAAUCAUCAUUCUGUUCAGUCUAUUAAGUAGUCAUGUGUGCUGGGACCUGUGUCUCCAAAGUCACCAGUUUAAUGAUAGUUUUGUUCAUUUGAUCUUAAUAUCUUUAUUAACAUUUGCACAAAAAAUAGUUAUACUAUCUACUGCCACAUACCGUUGACAAGAAAGUUGAGUACUGAGCAUUUUUGCAUUAUUUUAUUUGUUGUUGAUAAUAUUAAAAUACAUGAAGAAAUUCUUUCUCAUAUUUGCAGGUUUAUGUGAAUUCAUUUAUUUUGUCUUUUUCUCAAGAAUCAUGCUAAACCAAAGCUUUGUCACUGAGUUCAUACUUCUGGGACUUUCACAGGACCCAAAAGUUGAGAAAAUAUUGUUUGUUUUCUUUUUGUUUGUCUACCUUUUUACUCUUGGGGGCAACAUGAUAAUUAUGGUAACAAUUGUUUGCAGUCCCACACUCUUUGGUAUCCCCAUGUACUACUUUUUGUCUUUUCUAUCUUUCUUGGAUGCAUGCAUUUCUUCUGUAACGACACCCAAGAUGGUUGUAGACUUCUUCUUUGAGAGGAAGAGCAUCUCCUUUGAAUGUUGCAUGAUACAGCUAUUUGGUGUCCACUUCUUUGCUGGGGCAGAAGUGAUUGUCCUGGCAUCCAUGGCCUAUGACCGCUACGUGGCCAUUUGUAAGCCCCUUCACUAUUCUUCCAUCAUGAACAGGAGGGUGUGUGGCAUUCUGGUGGGAGUAGCCUGGGCAGGAGGCUUCUUGCAUUCUAUCAUACAAAUUAUCUUCACAUUGCAGCUGCCCUUUUGUGGACCCAAUUUUAUUGAUCAUUUCAUAUGUGACUUGUUUCCAUUACUAAAGCUUGCCUGCACUGAAACACAUAUUUUUGUCAUUUUAGUGUUUGCCAACAGUGGGUCUAUCUGCAUCAUCAUUUUUUCUUUAUUGGUUGUUUCUUAUGGUGUCAUCUUGUUCUCUCUGAGAUCUCACAGCUCUGAAGGGCGGCGUAAAGCUCUCUCCACCUGUGGAUCCCACAUUACUGUUGUGCUUUUGUUCUUUGUCCCAUGCAUAUUAAUAUAUGCACGAAAUACUUCUCCAUUAUUAUUGGAGAAAAAUGUUUUUAUAUUUUCUCAUGUCUUGACACCAUUGGUGAAUCCCAUAGUUUACACUUUCAGGAAUAAAGAAAUGAAGAAUGCCUUUGGGAAAAUGUGGAGGAGAGUGUUUAAUUUUCCUGGUAAACAUUAAAUCAUUUAAUUUAUAGGGAUAGGACUAUGGCUCAGUUUGUUCCAGAAGUUGGUGCGUGUUCAUGAGGACCUGAGUUUGGAUCUUGA
Molecule: messenger RNA, 1352 nt
Organism: Peromyscus maniculatus bairdii (prairie deer mouse)
Lineage: Eukaryota; Metazoa; Chordata; Mammalia; Rodentia; Cricetidae
Product: olfactory receptor 4C15-like
Biological process (GO): G protein-coupled receptor signaling pathway
Cellular component (GO): membrane
Molecular function (GO): G protein-coupled receptor activity; olfactory receptor activity
Source: RefSeq, a predicted model, not a curated record